Molecule: messenger RNA, 288 nt
Organism: Morchella importuna
Lineage: Eukaryota; Fungi; Ascomycota; Pezizomycetes; Pezizales; Morchellaceae
Exons: 4
Coding region: 1-288 (95 amino acids)
Source: RefSeq, a predicted model, not a curated record
AUGACGUAUGACGGUAUCUUGCUUGGCCGAGCUGCCCGUUUUGGUGACGAAUCGACGCAUCCGGUUGAGACAGACGUUAAGAAGGAAACGUGGGCUUACACACGCCUCCAAUCACCUUGGCCCUCGCAUCUGCACUCCAGUACCAGUACCAGGAAAGGUCUUUGUUUCGAUGUGUCCACUUGCAAUCCAAAACGGUUCCUAUUUUUCGGGAAAGCGCUGCGAGGGACGUCUGGAGGCAAUCCAAAGCUUGGAGGUGUGUGUAUGCGCAUGCAUUAUAGAACAUUUUGA